Messenger RNA from Radiomyces spectabilis, 1245 nucleotides. RefSeq names its product glycoside hydrolase. Gene Ontology annotation, biological process: N-glycan processing; carbohydrate metabolic process. Gene Ontology annotation, molecular function: calcium ion binding; mannosyl-oligosaccharide 1,2-alpha-mannosidase activity. The coding region runs from base 1 to 1245 and encodes 414 amino acids. The transcript has 8 exons. The record is from RefSeq and is a predicted model, not a curated record. Gene Ontology annotation, cellular component: Golgi membrane; endoplasmic reticulum. NCBI's taxonomy places the organism in Eukaryota, Fungi, Mucoromycota, Mucoromycetes, Mucorales, Radiomycetaceae.
AUGCUUAUAAUGGGACUUGAAGAUGAAUACGCCGAAGCCUUGAAGUAUGUCGAAAAGAUCGAUUUCACCACAUCAGCCUGGGAAUCCAAGGGAUUUGAGACGAAUAUUCGUUAUUUGGGCGGUUUGCUGUCAGCAAAUGACCUUCGUGCAAACGAUGUGCUGGUGAAAAAAGCAGUCGAACUUAUUGAAAAUGCUUUACUGCCUCUCUUUGAUUCGCCGUCAAAAGCACCUUACACCUACAUGGACCUGAAUCGAAAGCGUGCAAAGCGAACCUCGUCCAUUAACCUAGCGGAAUUCGGAACAUACAAUCUAGAAUUUACGCGGUUGUCCCAGAUCACAGGCAAUGCGACCUAUGCUAAAUAUGCCAAUGAUUUGGUCGAUCGCGCCAUUUCGGAGCCGACCGUGUUGCCCGGUUUAUUUCCAACCAGCUGGACCACUGAUACCUUCAAGCCCAUCAAUUCCAGUUACAUUACUAUCGCUGGCGGAGGAGACAGCUUCUACGAGUAUUUAAUCAAGAACUAUAUUCUUCUGGGAGGCUCGGACCCGAAAUUGCUGUCAACAUGGAAACAAUCGGUUGAAAGUAUCGAAAAGUACCUACUGACGUCCACUGCAGAGAAUCCUCGCAUUAAAUUUGUGGGAAUGAUUGAUGGUCAGGGCCAGCCUGUUUACGUAUCUCAAGAAUUAAUAUGCUUUUGGCCAGGCAAUAUCUUGCUAGGAAUUAGCCAAAUGUCGGGCAACACAGAUCGUUAUCGGCAAUUUGCGGAUACAUUCAUGGCGUCUUGCCAUGAAACAUGGGCAUCCACUACUACUGGAAUCGCUCCAGAGAGCUGGCAAUGGAAUCCAUUGCCUAAUACAACUGAUACCAAGAAGACAAGGAAGAAUGCGAAAGCAUCCAAGAGAGCCUUCACCGCAAGCGAUGCGAUUUACGACUUGAGACCUGAAACCCUGGAGAGCCUAUUUUAUUAUUACCGGGUAACAGGCAGUAGAACCUAUCAGGAUACGGCUUGGGAAUAUUUCCAAGCUAUCAAUAAAUACACGCGUACCCCUUCAGGGUUUACACGUAUCACAGAUGUGGAUAGCGAGAAUCCACAGCAGGACAAUUUUCAAGAGAGCUUUUUCCUUGCAGAGACCCUGAAAUAUCUCUAUCUCAUUUUCGUUGACAAGGAUUGCAUAUCGUUAAACGACUAUGUUUUCAACACUGAAGCACAUCCCUUCAAGCUCAAUACACCGAUCAACGUCCAAUGA